UCUAAUAACUAUUCAAACAAGGCCAACAAUCUUGAAAUCUGCUAAUAAUACAAGCACCUCAGUGUUGUCUUUGUGACACACAUUCUCUAUCACAUAUUCCAAAAAUGGCUUCUCUAUCCGUCUCUGUAAAGCACAGUCUUCCUACUCUGCUUCAACAAGCUCAAACACCAAAAUACCCCAUCUCAAACAACCUCACCAUUGUCUCCAAAUCAUCACAAUCCCAGUUUUAUGGUCUUAAAGUCAUUCAUUCACCUUCUUUUUCAGCUCCAUCUUCUUCUUCUACUAGAACUUCCAUUCUUGCUAAGGUGAAUAAAGGUUCAGCGCCUCCACCAUUCACAUUGAAAGAUCAAGAUGGAAAAAAUGUGAGCCUCUCCAAGUUUAAAGGCAAGCCAGUUGUGGUUUAUUUCUAUCCUGCUGAUGAAACUCCUGGUUGCACCAAACAAGCAUGUGCCUUCAGGGACUCUUACGAAAAAUUUAAGAAAGCGGGGGCUCAAGUUGUUGGGAUUAGUGGUGAUGAUCCUGCGUCCCACAAGGCCUUUGCAAAAAAGUAUAAACUACCAUUUACCUUGUUGUGUGAUGAAGGCAACAAAGUCAGGAAAGAGUGGGGAAUCCCAGGAGACCUUUUUGGUACAUUGCCUGGAAGACAGACUUAUGUGCUUGACAAGAAUGGAGUGGUUCAACUCAUAUAUAACAAUCAGUUCCAACCUGAAAAGCAUAUUGAUGAGACAUUGAAGUUACUUCAAAGUCUUUAAACAUCGAGGUUUUCCUUUCUACAUUCUUUUCCUGCCUCUAGCCAAUAAAUUUCUUGUACUUUUGGUGCCACUAAUGUGUGCCAAUUUUAUGUGAUCUGAUAGGCUGUACAACCACUUUUAUUUGAUACAUGUCAAAGGAGCUGUUAGUUUAGAGUCAUGCUACAAUUUAUGGUGUAGAAUUUUGAACUUGGGUCUACCGUGAGAGACAAGUUUGCAUAUGGGCCUUUGCUCUGGCUGUAGUAAUGGAGAAUUUUCUUCAAUUGCUUUAA
Molecule: messenger RNA, 1021 nt
Organism: Lycium barbarum (goji berry)
Lineage: Eukaryota; Viridiplantae; Streptophyta; Magnoliopsida; Solanales; Solanaceae
Product: peroxiredoxin Q, chloroplastic-like
Exons: 4
Coding region: 105-752 (215 amino acids)
Biological process (GO): cellular response to oxidative stress; cell redox homeostasis
Cellular component (GO): chloroplast thylakoid membrane; cytoplasm
Molecular function (GO): thioredoxin peroxidase activity
Source: RefSeq, a predicted model, not a curated record